Messenger RNA from Calliphora vicina (urban bluebottle blowfly), 1407 nucleotides. RefSeq names its product carboxypeptidase B1. Bases 100 to 1353 code for a protein of 417 amino acids. Lineage: Eukaryota; Metazoa; Arthropoda; Insecta; Diptera; Calliphoridae. The transcript is spliced from 3 exons. Gene Ontology annotation, biological process: proteolysis. The record is from RefSeq and is a predicted model, not a curated record. Gene Ontology annotation, molecular function: metallocarboxypeptidase activity; zinc ion binding.
ACUACUUACACUCAGUAUAAAAAGCUGAAAACAUUGGAAAAUUAAAUAAGACGACUGGAGACAGUCUAAGGGAAAACUAUUCUAAACAAUUUAAGCAAAAUGUUCAUUAAAAUUGCCUUAAGCGUGCUGUUGUGCAGCAUUGCUUUGGCCGCUGCCGAUACCUAUGAGGGUUACAAGAUCUACGAUAUCAAUGCCAAGAAUGCUUUCGAAAAGGAAGUACUCUAUCAAUUGUCUAGCAAUACUGAAUAUGAUUUCUUUGCCUUGCCAAAGACUUUGGGUGAAGCAGCCCGUGUCAUGGUACAACCAGAAGAUCAAGUUGAAUUUGAAAAUACUUUAAACAAAUUCACCAUUGACUUUACUGUGGUUGAUGAAAAUGUUGGCCAAACUGCCGAUUUGGAACGUGCCCAAAAUAGUUUCUUGCGCACCGUUUUGGAUACUUCCUCACGCGUUAGUUUCGCCAGUUUCCAACGUUAUGAUGACAUUCUUAGAUACUUGGAUGAAUUGGCUCAAAGCUAUCCCAGCCGUGUUACCGUCAAGACUAUUGGCAAAACCUAUGAACAACGUGAUUUGAAAGCCAUAACCAUUAGCAAUGGUGACGGCAAGAGCAACAAAAAGGUUAUUCUCCUCGAUGCUGGUAUUCAUGCUCGUGAAUGGAUUGCUCCUGCUGGUGCCUUGUAUGUUAUUCAUCAAUUGGUUGAGAACUUCUCGGCCAACAGCAAUUUGUUAAAGGAUUACGAUUGGGUUAUUGUACCUGUAGCCAAUCCUGAUGGUUAUGAAUAUACUCACACCAACUCUCGUAUGUGGCGUAAGACCCGCAAGCCAGCCAGCACUAAUUGUUAUGGUACUGAUGGCAACCGCAACUUUGAUUUCCAUUGGGGUGAGGUUGGUGCCUCCAGUCUUUCCUGCUCGGAUACUUUCAAGGGUCCAACUGCUUUCUCUGAGUCCGAAACUAAAGUUCUACGUGAUUUGAUGCGUUCUUUGACCGGUCGUGCUAAGAUGUACUUGACUUUGCACUCUUAUGGCAACUACUUGUUGUAUCCUUGGGGUUAUACUUCAGCUCUUCCCGACACCUGGAAGGAUAUUGAUGAGGUUGCCCAAGCUGGUGCUGCUGCUAUUAAAUCAGCCACUGGCACCAAAUACACUGUUGGUUCUUCCACCAAUGUUUUGUAUGCUGCUGCUGGAGGUAGUGAUGACUAUGCCUUUGCUGUUGCCAAAAUUCCAGUGGCCAUUACCAUGGAAUUACCUGCUGGCGGCAGUGGUUUUGAUCCUAAACCAGCACAAAUUGAACCUUUCGUUUCGGAAACUUGGAUUGGCAUUAAGGCUAUGGCUGAGAAAAUUAUUUCCAAAUAUUAAAUUUUGUAUAAACUUAUUGGAAUGAAUAAAACUGAGAUUAUUUAAUUAACGAAA